Molecule: messenger RNA, 657 nt
Organism: Macrosiphum euphorbiae (potato aphid)
Lineage: Eukaryota; Metazoa; Arthropoda; Insecta; Hemiptera; Aphididae
Source: the annotation of a GenBank genome assembly
AUGUGUGAAGAUCGGAAACCACGACAAUCCGCGCGUGGCCACCCGGUUUGGCGGCGAAAUGGUGGACGCCAUGAACAUGCAGAACAUGUUGUUGCCCAGCGUCGCGUACACGUACAUGGGCGAGGAGAUCGGCAUGUCGGACACGGCCAACAGACGGUGGACCCGAGGGGUCGGAACGCUGGACGGAAGCAGCACUGCAGCCACUGCACCGUGUACAAGCCGUUGGCCGAGCUCCGGGAGACCCGGACGGUGCAGCGCGGUUCGUUCGACGGCAAAGAUCUGUCCCAGUGUGUGUACGCGUUUACCAGGUCACUGCCGUCAGCAGAAACUUACCUGGUGGUAAUUAACGUGGGCUCCGAGGACGAACAUGUUGACUUGAGUAAUUGGCCAACUUUGGAAAAAGACGAAACGUGGCAGGUACACACGCCAAGCGACAAUGCACAAUACUCAAUAGGAUAUUCAUUUGAAACAAAUGGAUUCACAUUGAGACCAAAAUCUGCCAUUGUUUUGUGUGACAAAAAAGAAUUAUCAUCAUCAUCAUCAUCCUCCUCGUUGCCAAGCAAGUCGAUAUCUCCAUCUUCACUGGUGUGUAUUUUGGAAAUGUUGGUGCCCGCCUUGUUUUUCACAUUUGCCCACUAUAUUUUACCAGACGAGUGA